AUGGUACAAUUCUGGGACUCCAUCCCGGACAAUCUACGAGACUGGGCACUCGACCAACAAGUCUUCUUCACAGCCUCCGCCCCCCUCACGGGCAAACACGUAAACAUCUCCCCGAAAGGCCUCCCCUCAUCCACGUUCUCCAUCUUCGACCCCAACCACGCCGCCUACGUCGACGCCACCGGUUCCGGCAGCGAAACCAUCAGCCAUGUCUACGAAAACGGCAGGAUCACCAUCAUGUUCUGUUCUUUCGCCAAGAGCCCAAGGAUCCUGAGGUUUUUCUGUACGGGACAGGUCGUCGAGUGGGACGAUCCGAAGUUCGAGGCGCUGUUGCAACGGAUGGGGAAGGAGAGGAUCGAGGGCGCUAGGGCGGUGAUUUCGUUGGACGUUUUCAAGGUCCAGACGUCUUGUGGCUUCGGUGUACCUCUCUUGACCACAGCACUCACGUCCGAGGGUGCAACUUCUGGAGAGACGGAACCGAUACUGCUGGACCGUGAUACGAUGGGUCAUUGGUCGCAUCGGAAGGUUGAGACUAAUACGCUACUGGACUACCAGGCAGAGUACAAUUCAAGUAGUCUGGAUGGGUGUCCGGGGAUGAGGAGUGCGAUGCGAGAUCAUGGGGAUAGGGUAUGGGUUACGUUAUUGAAGGCGAGGAUAAGGAGGAUAGGGACGCAGACGGAGGCUGUUCUCGUUGGCAUUGUUCUUGGGGUUGCGUUGUUGGCUUUUGCACAGGUGACUUUGAGGAGCUUGGGUUUCAUGUAA
This is a messenger RNA of Letharia columbiana, 759 nucleotides long. RefSeq lists its product as uncharacterized. Lineage: Eukaryota; Fungi; Ascomycota; Lecanoromycetes; Lecanorales; Parmeliaceae. The record is from RefSeq and is a predicted model, not a curated record. The coding region runs from base 1 to 759 and encodes 252 amino acids. The transcript is spliced from 3 exons.